Messenger RNA from Acanthochromis polyacanthus (spiny chromis), 358 nucleotides. RefSeq names its product histone H4. Gene Ontology annotation, biological process: nucleosome assembly. Gene Ontology annotation, molecular function: DNA binding; structural constituent of chromatin; protein heterodimerization activity. NCBI's taxonomy places the organism in Eukaryota, Metazoa, Chordata, Actinopteri, Pomacentridae. Bases 12 to 323 code for a protein of 103 amino acids. Gene Ontology annotation, cellular component: nucleosome. The record is from RefSeq and is a predicted model, not a curated record. The transcript has a single exon.
CAACAGUGAGGAUGUCUGGAAGAGGCAAAGGAGGAAAAGGACUCGGUAAAGGAGGCGCCAAGCGGCACCGUAAAGUUCUCCGUGAUAACAUCCAGGGAAUCACCAAGCCAGCUAUCCGCCGUCUGGCUCGCCGUGGUGGAGUCAAGCGUAUCUCUGGUCUGAUCUACGAGGAGACUCGCGGUGUGUUAAAGGUCUUCCUGGAGAACGUCAUCCGUGAUGCCGUCACCUACACCGAGCACGCCAAGAGGAAGACGGUGACCGCCAUGGAUGUGGUGUACGCUCUGAAGAGGCAGGGCCGCACUCUGUACGGCUUCGGAGGUUAAAGUCAGCGUUCAUGCAGCAAAACAAAGGUCCUUUU